Paraphaeosphaeria sporulosa is the source of this 917-nucleotide messenger RNA. RefSeq lists its product as uncharacterized. The record is from RefSeq and is a predicted model, not a curated record. NCBI's taxonomy places the organism in Eukaryota, Fungi, Ascomycota, Dothideomycetes, Pleosporales, Didymosphaeriaceae. The transcript is spliced from 3 exons. Gene Ontology annotation, biological process: ubiquitin-dependent protein catabolic process. Gene Ontology annotation, molecular function: ubiquitin protein ligase activity. The coding region runs from base 194 to 667 and encodes 157 amino acids.
CCGUCUCUUCCCGGAAAGCCCAGGUCAAACUAGUGCGGAACAUGUGAUUGGCUACGCACAUGGUCGUAUGAUCGUGAAAGCCAACUACAACACCCUUUGAAAAGCGCACCGGGACAUCGUUGCAGACGAACAAGCAAAUCACUUCGCCAAAUCCCCAGACCACUCCUAUCCUGUCGACCAACGACUCACCAGAAUGAUCGCGGCUUUCCCCUCCAUCCGCCACCGUGAUGCAUCCUUCUCCACCCCCGACCAAUCACAAGGGCGCAAAACCGUCAAUACCACCGGCCUCGUCAUAUCCAUGGCCAUCUCGCUCGGCUUCAUCGUUUUCCUCUUCACGCUCGGCUGGUGGCUCGGUCGCUUCCGACAGCAAGACGGCAAGCCGCAGUCACGCCUGUCAAAUCUUAAUGCAGCAGUCCCGCGCAUGACGUUCAAAACGUGGUAUAAGCAGGAUGUGGCGCAUCGGAACGACGGAGGGGAAGCAGCGGUGAAGGAGCAGGUCUGUGUUAUAUGCCUAGAGGGGAUUCGGCCGGAGGACGAUGUGAGGGCUUUGCAUUGCGGGCACUGCUACCAUGGGGAGUGCUUUGAUCGGUGGUAUCUUAGCUCGAGGGGGUUUUGUCCGCUUUGCAAUCGGUCUGUGUUUUCGGCGGGACGAGCGGCGACGAUGUGAUGGCGUCGCGAGACGGAGAGGUACUGCUAAACUAAAUGUCAAUGCACUAUUGUAACAUGACAUUCUUCUCGGAUGCAUUGGGUGAGAGAGGGGUGAGAGAUGCCGCUGUACGCGACUGGAGGAUUCUUGCCGCAAUACUAGUUGCUAAGCCAGACUUUGACGGAAACUGGACCUCGAAACUCGCACUACAUCCGCAUUCCAUCUCAGCUGGACCAUAGAUGCUUAUCGGAGCCAGUUCCUCAACCCAGCA